Messenger RNA from Sorghum bicolor (sorghum), 1658 nucleotides. Its product is annotated as zinc finger HIT domain-containing protein 2. The record is from RefSeq and is a predicted model, not a curated record. NCBI's taxonomy places the organism in Eukaryota, Viridiplantae, Streptophyta, Magnoliopsida, Poales, Poaceae. The coding region runs from base 169 to 1422 and encodes 417 amino acids. The transcript is spliced from 5 exons.
CAUCACCACCAAUGGGCCCGACGAAGUGCAGCAACCUUCGCCGACCAUCGAGAAGGGCCUCUCCGCGCCCGCCGCACGCCGGAGGGAGCACCAAAAGCCAACACCGCCGGCGCCGAGAGAGAGAGAGAACGGGAAGCGCACGACGAGCAGCAACCGCGUGUGCCGGCGAUGGAGAGGGACGUCGUGGUGUCCGACCCCGAGGCCGCCGGGUCCUCGUCCACCCCCGCCUCCUCGUCGCGCUCCUCCUUCGCCGAGACCAGGGUCAUCUGCCGCGUGUGUCAGAAGCAGUUCGCGCAGUACACUUGCCCCCGCUGCAACGCCCGGUACUGCUCGCUCUCGUGCUACAAGGGGCAUAGUGUUCAAUGCACUGAAUCCUUCAUGCGUGAGAAUGUUAUGGAUGAGCUUAAGCAGAUGCAACCUGAGGAUGAAUCAAAGAAAAAGAUGCUAGAUAUUCUCAAGCGGCUCCACUUGGAAGAAGAGAUGGAGUCAGAUGGUGAAGAUGAACCAAUGUUAUCAGAAGAACUUAUUCAAAAAGUUAUGUCUGGGGAAGAGAUAAGGCUUGAAGACCUCUCUGAUUGUGAAAUCAAACGAUUUCGUCAAGCUCUGGCCUCAGGUGAGCUCAGUAAGAUGAUUGAACCGUGGACACCUUGGUGGAAAAAACCGUCAGCCAGAUCGAUUUCCCUUGGCCCAGAUGGAAGUCAGCUUAUCAGACAAGUAAACGCAGAAGACACUGCUGUACUAUAUCCAGAUCCAAAGACUGUCCAAGAGGCUAGCAUCAACGAAAUCCCUGAAGGGCCAGAAUCUCCUCUCCCGUCACUGAAACAGUUAACAAGGACAGAGCCAUCUCCUUUGCUUGCUGUCCACUUGGUUGACAUUCUGUACAGUUACUGCUUCACACUUCGGCUCUACAACGGUGAUUGGCACUCGGAUCCUUUGGGUGCUUCCACUGUCGCCCUGUCAAUGUCGAAAGUCAUGGGCCAGGAUGCUAAACCUGAGACUGUACCUGAAGCACUCACGGCCUGCAUCGAGGAGACAUGCUCACCAGCUUACAGGCAUACUGGUGGUUUCAGGUUUGCGAUUGGACUCGUGGAUGAUAUCAUCACCAUUCUCUCCUUGGGACAGAAUGCGCUUAUUUGUGCACUAUGCGACUUCCAUCGACUCAUUGAAGUUGGUAAGAGCAUGCUCAAGGCGGAGAAAGUGGGCAAGACGGAGAGGGCACAGAGCUCUUCGAAGCUUCGUAGUGCAGCUAGGAAGCUAUUCUUCAUGACUUGCUGGGUCCAUGAGCAGCCAAAUGAGGCGUGGCCAUCUUUAGCUCGCGUCGUCCAGGUGCAGAAAGCAUCUCUGGAGGAGUUGGACACCGGGAAUUGGAAGGCGGAUAGAAAGAGCAAACGACAGUCCACGGUUCUUAUUGAGGAGCUGUAGGCAUAUGGAUGUAACACUGGAUUGCGAAGCUCUGUAGUCUGUAACCUUCUGUAACUCUCAGGCUGAAUCCAACUAGAGGAUAUUCACCUUGUAAUGCAGCGAGUUGUUUUUGUAUACACACGCUAAUUUUGUUGAAAAUUGUAUACGAGCUUGAAAUCCUGUCUGAAGUGAUCUUGCUUUACUUGGUCAUGAUGCUUGUUAAGAAUGCGGGCUGAUCUUAAUCCCUGUGUUGGAGA